AUGGCUCAGGGUAACUUGAAAUUGAAAUCUAAAGGACCAGGCCGCGUUACGAAGAAACAACAGAAUCCAGCACGUGCCAAACCAAAGAUCAUUAAACCUAAAAAGCAAACAGCAAAAGAAGCGCAAAAAUUGACAAAAGUCCAUCAAGGACAGUUGAUGAAGAGUACGGAGACACUUAUUGCUGGAAGAGUCGGACACUUGGAACUCAUUAAAGGAUCAAGAAGACAAACAGAAAAGGAAAAUAAGGCUGCUGCUGCUGCUGCUGCUGCAAAACUGAAAAAAUGA
Molecule: messenger RNA, 285 nt
Organism: Lodderomyces elongisporus
Lineage: Eukaryota; Fungi; Ascomycota; Pichiomycetes; Serinales; Debaryomycetaceae
Exons: 1
Coding region: 1-285 (94 amino acids)
Source: RefSeq, a predicted model, not a curated record